CGGAUAUAAUAGACUUCCAUGGUAAUAUGUCAAAUGACAAUGGAGUCUUGAAUUUACGUGUUGUUUAUACUUUUGUUAUCGAUUUGGGACAUGACUUAAACGGAGGCUGGAAAUUUUCCUUUAUUUUUUUUGGUGGACUGGAUACGACGCACAAAAUUUGUUCGAAGCUCAUUAAUAUUCACACCAAAACUUCCUGUUUCUGUAAAACUAACGUCACAAUCAAGGAACAGACGAUGCUUCAUCCCACUGCAGCAGUAUCUUUAACCCCUGAUGACGACACGAAUCCAUUUCCAAUAAUUAUCGCAUUUUUUGGAAUAAUAGUGAUAUGUCAAACACUAUAUAUUGUUUAUAUUAAACGCCAGAAGCUUGUAGGUCGCUACAGAGACAUAUCGACACGUCCACCGCAACCUUUACCUCUUGACAUAUACGACCAAGUAGAAGAUCAGCAUGAACAGGGUUUCACGAACAAAGCUUUUAAUAUAGCUAAUCAACGGACUACCCCUAAAGUUGCUAGGAAGGCACCGCAAGCGCUUUCUAUGAUGCCAUUAGGGCAAGCUCACAACGUGGCCGGUAAAAGGACAGCUCCUAAUGUUGCUAAGACGCAAUCUCAAGUGCUGUUAGCCCUAUCAUCACCGAAGGAUAAGCGAUUACGAUGUUUAAAAUCAACUCAUAUGAACCAGGGUAGCUGUCCACGGUCACGCCCACGUCCACGACCACGGCCACAGCGGCGCUCAAAAACUGGUGCCCCUACAAAUAUGCAAGAAUUAAUAACAAUUAAUAAUCGAGUGACAUGGGAAGAAGAUUGGCAAUAUGAAAGGUUGGCGCCGAUGCAAAAAUAUUUAUAACAAUUCAGAACAGGACAAACGCUUUGGCAGUCACCGGUGACCGACGCCGACUGUAGCGAAGGACUUGCCUUUUUUUUCUUGUUUUCUGGCCUCAAGAUGCGAUAUAUUCAUGGAGCACCCUCGCCUAGGGAGCAGAUUUUCCUUUCUCAGCAGAUUUCUAUUGGCAGUCAAAGAUAGCUUCCAACGUCUUAGCAGAGGCUCGUACACAAAACUGUGAUGCGACGCGAAUUUGCAACGGAAAAAAUUACGAUGCGAAUUGCU
Messenger RNA from Spodoptera litura, 1106 nucleotides. RefSeq lists its product as uncharacterized. Lineage: Eukaryota; Metazoa; Arthropoda; Insecta; Lepidoptera; Noctuidae. The record is from RefSeq and is a predicted model, not a curated record.